GAGGCCAUGACCGGUGCGUACCGAUCCGCCUCUCGACCCGCGGCCACGGCCGGCCCGUCACGUGCCCGCGUGCAGCCGAUGUCCGUGUUUUAUCCUCCCGCGCCGCUGGGCGGUCGGCGGACGUUGUCACCCGUGCACUACGCCCAUGCCGCCUCGGACGAGUGUCCCAUGCUGUCCACUAGCGGUCCCGUGGCCACAUGGUGCCAGCACCACAUCCAGGAGCACACUACCACGACCGGCAACACGUGUGGCAGCGCAGGGGCUGCAGUUCCCUUGGGCGUGGUCAAUGUUCGGCACCUGUGGCUGUUCGCGUGCAGCCUGCUGUUCGCCGGCGCCACCGUGUCGCUGGUGUCCGCCGCCCUGGCCGUGGUCGCCUGGCGGCUUCUGCACGAGCCGACAGGAUCCGAUCUGGCGCGAAACGCGUCCUCCGCCAUGAUGCGCGCUGCCGCGGCUUCCGUCGCUGCUGGCGGAGACACGAGGCUCUCGAAUUUCACACCUUUCGCCGACCACCCGUCACCCGCGGCCGGAGAAGCUCGAGGAAACGCGAGCGCCUCCUCCCAGCCCUUCGGAUGCGCCACACCACCUCCGGUCGCCCAAGAUGACGUGCCGCUGCCCGUAGAGUAA
Dermacentor silvarum is the source of this 624-nucleotide messenger RNA. RefSeq lists its product as uncharacterized. Bases 7 to 624 code for a protein of 205 amino acids. Lineage: Eukaryota; Metazoa; Arthropoda; Arachnida; Ixodida; Ixodidae. The record is from RefSeq and is a predicted model, not a curated record. The transcript is spliced from 2 exons.